Molecule: messenger RNA, 2193 nt
Organism: Apis mellifera (honey bee)
Lineage: Eukaryota; Metazoa; Arthropoda; Insecta; Hymenoptera; Apidae
Exons: 2
Coding region: 1432-1845 (137 amino acids)
Source: RefSeq, a predicted model, not a curated record
UCAUUGAUCAAAAUGGGCAACACAUUACAGAAUAAAGUUAUUUAGUUCCAUGAAAAAAUUGUCUUUGAUUUUCUAAAAAAAAUCCGCAAUUACUUAGUUGCCAACUCAAUAUAUACAGAAUACGAUUAUUAGCUCGAUGGAAUAAGGGAGAAGAUUUCUCGAAGGGUUUUUCGAAUUUGGAAUAAACGUAAGUAUAUGUACGAGUGAUUGUUUCGAAGGAAAAUAUUUAUACACGAUCCGAUUACACAGGAAAGGAAAGGGAAAAAUGGAAGGGAACGACACGAAGGGAAAGAAAUGUUGUGAAAAUUGUUGAACGGAAGGCGAAGGCGGGUAUAUAAAUAUAAAUUUCAACUCGUGUGUACACAAACAUAAAUGUCACAACUAAAACGUCAAAUUGUGGAUAUUCAUAACAGAGAAUGUUCCAUGUGAUAAGCCAUACUUCGUGCCUGACUGUACAAGCGACAACCUUCGACCGUGGUAUUAUAAGUAUUCACCGUACGCCGCCAUUCAGUAAUUUUUACAACCGUUCCAGGAACGCGUCAACAAACACCGUGAUAAAAUUAAAUCACGACGUUCCGCGAUUGAGUCUCAAGAUAGGUGUAAGGUAAAACGUAGAAAACGACACCGUUUUUCCUUGAACCGACUCUCCAUUAACUCUCCAUUAAUUGAAACUACUGGUUACCUCGGUAUUCGCGUUGCGCGAAAAUCGCGAAAAGAAACGGCUGAAGGGUGUAAUUUCAAUCGAUUCGCAACAGGCGAUGCGCGCGUGUGGUUGUUCGCCUCGUGGAAUGAAUGUUGCCCGAGGAAUUACAGCCCGAGGGUGUGAAAGAAACGCGCGACAACCUAUUACUAACAGUUUACACACGGUUAAGAAGAAGUUUGUCGAAGCGUUGGAAUCUCUCGAAUUGAUUAGAAGCUGAGUGAGGUGUGAAAUUGUCGUCGAUAUUUUAGCAAGGAUUUAUUGGACGCUCGAUGAAUACGUACUGGUAUUUAGGUCUUUAUGCGAUGUUUAAUUAUUCGCGGAGAGCCUUCAUUAUUCCUGGAAUCGCAGAUGCAUCUUUGUAGCCUUUGUUGCGCUCCACGGUGUUGUGCGCGUAAUGGGUGAACCGAGUCUCACGAUCAUUUCCCUGAUAGCGCGAAUGCGCCAGCCAUCUUGCCCAACGAAUCCUAUAAUUUCAAUAAUUCCCUUUCUCGGAUUCCAAAUUCGAAAAAAAAAUCCUUUCUAUUUUCUCAUCUCUUCGCAAAGUUUUUCAACUUGCGAAAAAAUUCACAAAGUCCAAAUCUUCCGUUCAUUUUGUCCAGAUUCAAUGAUCUUCAUUCGAUCAACGAAACUUGGAUCGUCGUGGAGAUCUUUUUCAUCGACCCUGGACGACGUCGCGCCCGAGAAGAGGAUCCUUCUCGUCGUUUAGUCAUCCAGCCCGCGGCUACGCGAUGCUCUGCGUAUCCUCGAAGGAAGAGGAAGAAGCAGUUCUGCAACCGAGGAGAAGAAAGGGAGAGGCGAGAUCGCAAUCGGGAGAAGGCGGACAGGCCACGACAUCGUCGACGAAUCUCGACGGAGCUCGAGUUCAAGUUGGCUCGACCGAGGACAACAGUUGCCAAUUAGUCACAGAAGAGUCGACGAGUACACGACGAUGGCCGGCCGCUUUCUUGCGAGAUAACGACAAGUUGAACGACACAGAAGCGCGGCGAGACCGGAUGUCGUCUCGCUCGCUUUGUUUCCUCUUGGGCGGGCAGGUCGAGGGAAAAGACAGGCGAGGACAUUGUCUGACACGUAGCAAUGUCAAGGCCCGCCACUCACAUCUACAUCAGGGUGUUUUCUACGCGAGUGUGAAACGAGCGUACUAAUAAUAGAGAAUGCGAGAUCGAUCGGUUCAUCGACGCGUGAAAAACGAUCGUUUUCUAUGAACGACGUGUCUUUGAACGGGGACAUCCGAUUGCUCGAUUUGUUUCAUCGAGUUAUCUAUUUACGCGAUUGCGCGUAAAUCGAAUCCGAUUUAAUCGGAUCGAAUUGAAUUAGAGGUUAGGUCGACGCCAUUGGCGAAAGCGAACGUGUGGACGCGAAUGACUCGUAAAGGAAAUUGUUAGAAGUUUUUGCGAUGUUUGGAAACUGGAAUAGAAUGGAAUUGUAUGCAAAUUAGAAUUGUUUUGCAUUUAAAAUAACGCGAUAUAUCAUUAGAGUAUGAUUUCAAGCCU